Messenger RNA from Hevea brasiliensis (rubber tree), 932 nucleotides. Its product is annotated as mitochondrial outer membrane protein porin of 36 kDa. Gene Ontology annotation, molecular function: voltage-gated monoatomic anion channel activity. The record is from RefSeq and is a predicted model, not a curated record. The transcript is spliced from 5 exons. Gene Ontology annotation, biological process: monoatomic anion transmembrane transport. Lineage: Eukaryota; Viridiplantae; Streptophyta; Magnoliopsida; Malpighiales; Euphorbiaceae. Bases 113 to 862 code for a protein of 249 amino acids. Gene Ontology annotation, cellular component: mitochondrial outer membrane.
AUUUCCUCUUGGCUCUCUCUAUCUAUUUUCAAUAUAUUUUCCUUCCAGCAACUCAUAACAGGUUAAAAGAAAAUUUUGACUCAGAUUGUUCUUAAAUUUUUAAUUAAAAGAAAUGAGCAAUUGUCCAGGUUUAUACCAGGAUAUUGGCAAAAAGGCCAGAGAUCUUCUCUACAGAGAUUACGCUCAUCAACCAAAAACUCAUUUUCAUUACCGGAACAUCAAGUGGAAUUUUGAUCUCUCAUGUGAAACACCGGAAAUUUUGCCUGGAGUCACAACAUUUUUCAGAUUCACAAUUCCUGAUUCUUGUAAGGUGGAACUCAGAUUCUUGGGUGACUAUUUCGGGAUCGCUGCAGGCGUUGAAAUGCAGGCAUGUGAACAGGGACCCUUUAGAGGAAAGGGAUAUAACCCAUUUGUAAAUUUAUCAGGUUUAGCAGGAAACACUUUUUUCUCUCUUGGGACUGACAUUUCCUUCAAUGUAGCAACAAGGAAUUUUGAUGAAUUCAGUGCUGGUUUGAGCUUCAACAGUCCCUUCCUUAUUUCUGCCUUGAACUUGGAUGACAAACUUGAUGCUGUAAAAGCUUCCUGUCACUAUACGUUCAAUCCCCUUACCACGACUGCCAUUGCAGCUGAAUUGAAUCAUAAUUUUUCAGAAAAUGGAGCAACCACAGUUACAGUUGGCGCACAACAUUCCUUUUUUCCAUUUACAUUGAUGAAGGUUCGUGUGAACAAUGAAGCCAAAAUUGGUGGGCUAAUUCGGAUGGAACUGUGGGAAAAGCUCCUAGUAGCCGCAACAGGGGAGUUGGAUUUCAGGGCUGCAAACAAAAUUUCUAAGAUUGGAAUGUCCAUAAAUUUCAAUCUCUAGAGCGGCUUCGCUUGAGAAUAAAUACUGUUAUUUUGAGUUUAUAUGACAGCCUCCAUUCCAUCAAGAUUUA